UGCAUGACCCCGGUCUGCUGCCGCUCCAAAGCUCCGUCGGGCCCUCGAUCCGCAUCUCUCCUCCCUAGCCACUCACUCGAUUUCAAUGUCAAGCAAUAUCCCCUCCUCCUCCUCCUCAGCAUCAUCCGCACCGACGAUCCAUCUGCCCCUCGUAGCCGGUCAGUCCGCCGGCCCCUUUGUGCUUGGAUCCUCCCUCCCCCGGACACUUGCCUACUUGCGAUCCGGCUCAUCUCCACCUGGCAGCGUGCCACCCAACCUCCUCUUUCCCAGCGUCAACAUCUGCUACGAUGAGGGAAGUGAGUCAGGGCAAUCCCCGCCAAGCAGUAGCCAGAGUCUAGCCGGCAAUAAGCAGGGAAGCAGCAGCAAGCCAUGGAGCAUACAUCCAGCCUCCUCCUCGACGAGCGGAGGGCUGGCGCCAAUACGCAUCCAGCCCUGCCCUGGUGUAGAUCUGAUCUUCGCCACAUCGCAGGCCGGAGAUAUGGUAGCUGGAGCGCCAAGGCUGCAGUGUAUAGUCGUGUCCCUUGACGAUGAUGAGGAGGCGGCGGGCGCGGACCCCACCGAUCAGCAACAAUACCAUCGGCCCAUCUCUCUGACCUAUCGCGGCCAAAAGCUGGAGGAUCUGCGUCCUGGUAGAGGUGCCAAGACCACUGAAAAGCUGACGCGAGGAGCGAUACAGCAAAUCUUUGGACCUACGUAUCCGGCAACGCGAUACGUCCAGGGGGACGGACUGCACGCCUUAGAGGACGUAAUGUCAAAGAGUGGCGCCUCAGGUACCAGUAGCAAGAAGAUGGCAAGCAAUGGCACAACAGUACCGAUGACGGGUAGCAGUGUUCCUCCUCGAAGCAAGUGGAUGAUCGCCUAUGCGGGUCUGACCUUCGUCUUCGAUGGAGACUCAUCCGCGCCCAAUACGAGUCGAGGCGGACAACGCAGUACCAGCUCAACUACCAACACCUCGGGCGGCGGCGAUGUCUCCAAAAGUACCCACCCAACGCAUCUCAUCAUCCAUCAUGGCGAUGAUGUGCUUCACCCGACAGAGCUGGCUUGGCCCGUCGCGGCGCCGCAGCACGGAGAGGACCCGGCGGGAGGCCAGGUGAGCCUACCCCGGCACACUACCGCAUACUCCGCUAGGAGCACCGAACCUAUCGCGGCAGGCCAGCUGCUCCUCCACUCCGCACGGCUACUACCAGGAAGUGGAAUGGAUCUCUUCCUCUUAGCUGCGCCUUUUCCUCCGCCAUCGACGGCGGCCCCGAACUUGGCGAAGGUGGAGCUCAGACUGGGCGAGACGAGGACUGCCAGCAGCAGUGGUACCCAGAGUGCUGGGCGUCGCGAGCGUCAAGGUGGGGUCGAUGUAGCUGAUGGCAUCAAUGGCCACAUCUCCCCGAGGCGACAGAGCAACGGAGAACAUGGCCGAGCAGAGUUCUGGUCCUACCCUUCACUUGGUCUCGACCUUCUCUUCUACCACCAAAGGCCUCAGAGCCCAUCUUGCGGCCGCCGCGCCGCUGCUCAACAGGACGAUGACGACGCGUCCGACUUUGACGACUUCGUCGGCGACAGUGAGGAUGGACGAGACGGUGUAGACGGCGGCGCGGUACUGGCCAAGAUCGUUGUCCACUCUGACGUGCCCGGCUCAGCGCUCUGGGGACGGUACGAGUGUGUGCCCUGGUACAUGGAGGAGCAGGACCAAGAGGCCGGGAACAAGGCAAGGAGCAAGAGGAUCGACCGCACCACACCUCCCUCCCAAUUGCGUUCCCUCACUUCAUACUUCCCUCGCACCAAGACGUCCUCUCCUUCCACGUCCACGCACGAAACAAUGCACCUCGACCGAUCAGCCGACGUGGGCGAGUUUUGCCCCACACGCGGGACCUUGAAGCUGGACGUGAGGACGAGCCUCGAGGGAUUCCCGGGCGCAGUGGCGGAGGUAGGGCACGAAGAUGGAAAGGCAACGGAUCACGGUCAGGGUCAAGGUCAAGGUGAGGGAGGGGUCGUUGUGGCUUGGACGAUCGUGAGGGCAUGACAAGGAGCCGGAGGGGCGAGCACGUGGUGCAACAUCCUGCGCUAUUGAAUUUGGAAGUGAACACAAGCCAUAUCGAGCGUCUAGCAUGAGAGGAAGCAAGAGGAGACUGAAGGGGGGAAAAAUAUUGCUCAUGAAGAGAGGAGGAAGGACGUCCGGGUAACGGAACGCCACGGAACGCGGGACGGGAAGGUCGUAGGUGUAGGAGGGAUGGAAUAGCGAC
Jaminaea rosea is the source of this 2234-nucleotide messenger RNA. RefSeq lists its product as hypothetical. The record is from RefSeq and is a predicted model, not a curated record. The transcript is spliced from 4 exons. Bases 86 to 2014 code for a protein of 642 amino acids. NCBI's taxonomy places the organism in Eukaryota, Fungi, Basidiomycota, Exobasidiomycetes, Microstromatales.